UCCCUCCUCGCUUGGCUUCUUCCCUCGUUUUCCUCAACUCACUCUCUCUCUCUCUUCCCGCUUUUUUAAUCCUUUGUUUUCUUUUCUGAAUUAGAUCUCAAUUCAUUCAAUUCCAUUCACCACCGCAAUCCUUCCAAUUUGCCAAUUCCAAUUCCGAUUCCUCUCUUUCUCUCCCUCAGAAACCCCCAAAAACUCUCACGAAGAAGGGCUUCCUUCUUGAUUCAUUGAUCCUUCUCGAAUUUCCAGCUUUGAAGUUCACUCGAUUCCAAUUUUCCACUUCGCCAACUCCGAAUCUGCCGCCGGAGUAGAUCAUGCAACAACAACAACAGCAACCGCCUCUGAAGCGCCAACUGCCCUUCACGUCGGCCAAGCCGCCAUUUGGGGACUACCACCGGUUUUCGGCAUCCGUAGCCGCCGAUGAAACUGAGGGUAUUCUUGUUAAAUCUCCGCCACUGAAGCGGAAGAGUGGAGCAGUGCACUCUGAAGUUGAAUCUAAUGAGCAAAAUCCUAGUGCUGGAUUUACCAAAGUUGUUAGUGGUCCCCUUCAAACACCUGUAUCAGGAAAGAGGGGAAAGGCACAAAAAGCACCAAGGAUUGCAAAGUGCAAUAGAUCUGGAUUUCAAACUCCUGUCUCUAAUGCUGGUUCUCCUUCAGGCAAUAAUCUCACUCCAGCUAGUACCUGUCGCUAUGAUAGCUCCCUUGGUCUACUUACAAAAAAGUUUAUCAAUCUGAUCAAACAUGCUGAAGAUGGUAUCCUUGAUCUAAAUAGAGCUGCUGACACUUUGGAGGUACAGAAGAGGAGGAUAUAUGAUAUAACAAAUGUCCUAGAAGGGAUUGGUCUCAUUGAAAAGAAGCUUAAGAAUAGAAUUCAAUGGAAGGGACUUGAUGCGUCCAGGCCAGGGGAGGUUGAUGAGAAUGCUUCUACCAUUCAGGCAGAAGUUGAGGACCUUUCUAUUGAGGAGCGCAAAUAUGAUGAACAAAUAAGAGAAAUGCAGGAAAGGUUGAGGGAGAUGAGUGAAAAUGAAAACAAUCAGAAGUGGCUGUUUGUGACUGAAGAUGAUAUCAAAAGCUUACCCUGCUUCCAGAGUGAAACCCUGAUUGCGAUCAAAGCUCCACAUGGCACCACUCUGGAAGUCCCAGAUCCCGAUGAGGCUGUUGACUACCCUCAGAGGAGAUACAGAAUAAUGCUAAGGAGCACCAUGGGGCCAAUAGAUCUUUACCUUGUCAGUCAAUUUGAUGAGAAGUUUGAAGAGAUAACUGGUCCUGAGGUAUCACCAAGCGUUCCUUCAACAUCAGGGUUCAACGAAAACCCAGCCAUUCCAAUGGUAGCUGAAGAAAACAUACGAAAUGAGACUGAAACACAGGGACAAGAAUCCUAUAGAAUGUUCUCAGAUGUAAAUGCUUCACAGGACUUUGUGAGUGGGAUCAUGAAGAUAGUACCAGAAGUUGAAAGUGAUGCAGAUUACUGGCUCCUAUCAGAUGCUGAUGUUAGCAUCACAGACAUGUGGGCAGAUUCACAGGUGGGGUUGAAUGGAACGAAUUGGGUGCGCUUCAAGAUGACCACGCAACAGCGAAUGUCAGCACACCUCAACCCCAAACCACACCUUCAACUACAACAGAAGUGCCAUCUGCUGUAAACACCACCGGCGGAUGACAGGGAUUGAGUAGUUAUCAAUCCAUGCCAUGAGAAUGCAUAAUAAUCAUCACUUCCAUUUUAUGCUCAUUCAGUCAUGGAGUCCAUUGGAUUUGAGCUCUGCAUUCCUGGAUUAGAAGCCAUGCCCGGAGACGAACAGCCGCCUCACUGUAUAGUAGUAGAUUAAUAGGCUUGCAAAUUUUGAGUACAUCGGGGAUAGUUAUGAAUAAAUAGGGGUAAUGUUCUUAUUAGGAGUGUGCUCCCGUAUAUUGUUUUAUUUCUCUUUGCUGGAAUGCCUUCAUUAGCAUUAAUUCCAGUUGUUGUACAAAGUAAUUAAGGAAAUCAGAGUCAUGUACCAUUGGUUUUGCAUAUCUAUUGAUAGUAAUAUAAUAAGAGUUUAGGGUUUAAGGUCCCAUGGUC
Molecule: messenger RNA, 2053 nt
Organism: Diospyros lotus (date-plum)
Lineage: Eukaryota; Viridiplantae; Streptophyta; Magnoliopsida; Ericales; Ebenaceae
Product: transcription factor E2FB
Exons: 14
Coding region: 312-1637 (441 amino acids)
Biological process (GO): regulation of transcription by RNA polymerase II
Cellular component (GO): RNA polymerase II transcription regulator complex
Molecular function (GO): protein dimerization activity; DNA-binding transcription factor activity, RNA polymerase II-specific; RNA polymerase II cis-regulatory region sequence-specific DNA binding
Source: RefSeq, a predicted model, not a curated record